Molecule: messenger RNA, 1650 nt
Organism: Phycodurus eques (leafy seadragon)
Lineage: Eukaryota; Metazoa; Chordata; Actinopteri; Syngnathiformes; Syngnathidae
Product: gastrula zinc finger protein XlCGF8.2DB-like
Exons: 2
Coding region: 485-1633 (382 amino acids)
Biological process (GO): regulation of transcription by RNA polymerase II
Cellular component (GO): nucleus
Molecular function (GO): DNA-binding transcription factor activity, RNA polymerase II-specific; RNA polymerase II cis-regulatory region sequence-specific DNA binding
Source: RefSeq, a predicted model, not a curated record
UCGUGCACACGAAAUAGUUCAUUAGAGUAGUUUGUGCACACAAACUAGUUUUUUCCCCCUCAUGUCAUGUCUGGGGCUCCGUAUUAAAUAAUAGGAGGUUGUGAAAUGGGUUCAUCCGGACCCACACUCCUUUUCGGAAGGUGGCGCUAAUUUGCCAACCGAGAAGAAGAACUUCCGCUGCUGCUCGACUUCUGUGUACGUUUUAGCUUGACCGAAUCACAACCAAUUCUUACCGAACGAACCGAAGCCUCGACACAAUACGUCCAUCGCUGCUUUAAAGCACUAAAACGUCAUUCAUUUCAUUUAAUGUCCGGUUAAAUUCCUCUCGGUGCGCCUUGAAGCUUCUCGGCCUCGUUAGCUUAGCUUAGCUUAGCUUAGCUAAGCUAGCUAGCCGCGCGAACAAAGAGACGCGUUUGUUUUUGUCGUCAGCAUAUCGCCAGACAGAGAUGAUCAAGUGUGGACGCUGCGGAACGAUCGAGUAGAAAUGUGCGCGAACGCGCCGGCAGAGAACGCGGAGGGACUUUGUGCAAUAAAAGAGGAGGACGAGCGUGGAGUUGUGCUGCGGACACGGACACUGGCUGACGUCAGUGAAGAAUGUCUUCAUCCUGAGCAACAGGAGCCAGAGUCGUCCUGCGUUAAAGAAGAGGAGGAAGCGACGGAAGCCCCCCACAUCAAAGAGGAGGAGGAGGAGGAAGAGAUCACCAAGACACCAUUGACCUUCGUCCCUUUGAAGAUUGAAGUUGAGGGUCAAAGUGAGGAGAGCAUAGAGGCGGAGCCUCCAAGCAGCAGCUCCAGUCGACGCGUGAAAACAGAAGGUGACGGAGACCAACGUGGACCGACACAAAUCGACGGCCUCAUGGCGCCGCUAUCAGACAGCGACGACGUAACGUCACACUCUCCUGACACUGAGGAUGAUGAUGGCGAAGGGGAUAUGGCACGUCGCAACAAAUGCUGGGAAUGUUCGCAGUGCGGGAAAACUUUUAGUUCAACGAGGACCUUGCACGCUCACGCAAGAACACACACUCGAGAGAAACCCUUUGCCUGUUCAGUUUGCGGUAAAAGCUUCGCUCUAAAGAAACAUUUAACAGGACACGCAAGAAUACACACUGGAGAGAAACCUUUUGCCUGCGCAGUUUGUGGGAAACGCUUCUCUGUAAAGUCGACUUUAACAACGCACACACGAACACACACGGGAGAAAAACCUUUUGCCUGUUUAUUUUGUGGUAAAGGCUUCUCUGUAAAGAAACAUUUGACAGGGCACACAAGAAUACACACUGGCGAGAAGCCUUUUGCCUGCUCAAUUUGUGGUAAAAGCUUCUCGGUCAAGUCAACUUUAACAACGCACACCAGAACACACACAGGCGAAAGACCUUUUGCGUGCUCGGUUUGUGAUAAAAGCUUCACUAUAAAGUCAAGCUUAACAAAACACACACGAACACAUACUGGUGAGAAACCUUUUGCGUGUUCAGUUUGUGGCGAAAGAUUCACUGAAAAAGGCACUCUGGGAAGACACACAAGAACACACACGGGCGAAAAACCUUUUGCCUGCCCGGUUUGUGAUAAAAGCUUCUCCGUAAAGUCAAGUUUAACAAAACACAGGAGAAAAACCUGUUGCCUGCUCACUUUGGAAUAAAAGCUCUGCAAAGUCAA